CGACACUUUCUCCCAGUUGUCAGAAUCGGCUGGGAGUGAACUCUCUUGUGCUGUGUACUACCUUUGUCAGGUUCAACAGCUGGGUGGAACUCCGACAAAAAGUUGCUUCAAUGACAUUUUCAAUAGGGAUGGAAGUUUGACUCUGAGACAAGCUAGCAGUUGUGUACGUGUUUAUUCUAACCACGGUGCCAUGGAUUUUAAUGUUAAACGGUUAGCUGCAGACGCCGGUACUUUCCUGAGCCGCGCGGUACAAUUCACAGAAGAAAAACUCGGCCAGGCUGAAAAGACUGAGUUGGAUGCCCAUUUGGAGAAUCUUUUGAUCAGAGCUGAGAACACCAAGCAAUGGACAGAAAGGAUUAUGAAGCAGACAGAAGUCUUACUACAGCCCAACCCAAAUGUCCGGCUAGAGGAAUUUGUGUACGAGAAACUGGAGAAAAAAGCCCCUACACGAAUGAACAACCAUGAGCUGUUGGGCCAGUCCAUGAUUGAGUCAGGGAGUGAAUUUGGUCCUGGCACUGCCUAUGGAAAUGCUCUGAUAAAAUGCGGGGAGACGGAGAAGCAGAUUGGUGGGGCCGAGCGGGAGUUAAUCCAUAGUUCGGCCAUCAACUUCCUGACACCUUUCAGGAACUUUCUGGAGGGCGACUUCAAAACCAUCCUGAAAGAAAGGAAGCUGCUGCAGGUCAAACGUUUGGAUUUGGAUGCGGCCAAAACCAGACUAAAGAAAGCCCGGAUGACGGAUGCUAGAGCUGCAGCCGAGCAGGAGUUGAGGAUGUCCCAGAGUGAGUUUGACCGGCAGGCGGAGAUCACCCGGCUGCUGCUAGAAGGCGUCAGCAGCACACACGCACACCACCUCCGCUGCUUGAAUGACUUUGUGGAGGCGCAGACUACGUACUACGCUCAGUGUUACCAGUACAUGGUGGAUCUCCAGAAGCAGCUGGGCAGUUUCCCCUCGUCCUUCUCCAACAACAACCAAUCGUCGGUGUCGGGAGGGGCCAGCAUCUCGGUGCCCACCAUCCCGGUGUCGGCCUCCCUGCCCAGCGUGUCCGCCGGUCACGGCAUCUCCACAGCCUCGGGCGGAUUCAACGAACUGAGGAGCUCCAACGGCAGCCGCAAAGCCCGGGUGCUCUACGACUACGACGCCGCCAGCAGCAGCGAGCUUUCCCUGCUGGCUGAUGAGGUGAUCACAGUCAGCAGCGUCCCAGGCAUGGACUCAGACUGGCUGAUGGGCGAGCGCGGCAACCAGAAGGGCAAAGUGCCCAUCACUUACCUGGAGCUGCUUAACUGAUACCCCCCAACCCCCAACUCCCAAACCCCCAACCCCCCCCCCCCCCUUUCAAGCCCUCUGUAACCAGCUGUGAUCUCAUAUUUAUAUAUUGUGUUGCAGGGCCCCUUUCUCUUCCAUUCAGCCAUUUUUUAAUGAGUAAUAUUUCUAUGAAAAGGAGUCUCGAUUUUAGCAGACUCAACUGGAAUGAAUAUUUUGAGUGAGGUGAAACGGAGCCCGAUCCCUGAUGUGUGUUUUUACCCGACUGCAGUACAUUUCUAAAACCUGCUUCCACGCCUCCUUUGUGUUUGAUGCCAUUCAAUAUGUGCCGGAACAUCUCCCAAAUUGUAACUUUUAAAAAAGAAAAAAAAAAGCUUUGUUUACAGAUGUGUCUCAGAGGGUGAUUUCAGAGGGUUCGUUUUUACAAAAAUGUGCUUCACUUUGAAGUAGAGAUUGAUCCUGAUUAUAAAGUCUUAUUUUAUAAUGUUAAUCUUAUGGUGCACAAGCUGUUCCAAAAUAUGAAACGUUUCUUUAACAUUAUCGUAGCUUUUGUGCGUCAGCUUUAUUCAGUUUCACUCGUUCGAUUGAUGACCGAGGUAUAAAAUAAGACAAGUUGUAGCCUGCUGAUAACCAAGCAGUUACAAAACUAACCCAGACAUUGUUUAGUGCCUAUCACCGGGAAUCGGCCUUUCUAAAAACCAAUUGCCCUUUUGUAUCACAUGCAGUAUUGAGACUGUAAAUUCAGUCUCCUCUUUUAUUAUUGAAGCCCAAUAUUUUAAGUUAUUGACGAUUGAACACAAGCAUUUCCACAUUUAUAUUCGAUGUAUUAACCAGAAGACGUUUUCUGUCUCUGAGUAAAUUAUUAAUUUGUGUAUUCUCCAUUUAUCCACUCUGUGGCGUGUUUAUCAUCUCUGGUGUUGGUUGACUUGAUGCAAAAUAUAUAUACUUCUGUAUUUCUUUUACAAUAUUAAAGCCCUUCUAAAGCUACAUUUCAACUGCACAUUCAGAAAAGGCCGUGUUACGUUCUGGGAGAUCAAAUGAUACUACCACAUGGCUGCUUUUUGUUCUGUGUGUUACGGAUAAGAUAGCAUACAUUUGUAAAAUAAAUAUAUACAAUAUGAAGCAUUAAAUAAGAAAAUAUAA
Molecule: messenger RNA, 2404 nt
Organism: Eleginops maclovinus (Patagonian blennie)
Lineage: Eukaryota; Metazoa; Chordata; Actinopteri; Perciformes; Eleginopidae
Gene: sh3glb1a
Product: SH3-domain GRB2-like endophilin B1a
Exons: 9
Coding region: 191-1285 (364 amino acids)
Biological process (GO): membrane organization
Cellular component (GO): membrane; cytoplasm
Molecular function (GO): protein binding
Source: RefSeq, a predicted model, not a curated record